AUUUCAUCAUGAUUCGGACAGCUGAAUAUUGCUUCUCCCCCUUUUUUUUUAAUCCUUUCUCUUUUUCUUCCGCUUUCUUGAUUGUGUGUUGCAGUUGAUUUCUCUACUUGCUUUAUCCUGUCUACUGUACUUUUUUUUUUACUAUCUCUCACGUGGCGUCCACGGACCUAAAAAUAAAAUCCAGCGAUGCAAAUCGAGCGAUCCGUAGCCACUUCGACAAAGCCUAAGCGACGGCCUUCAUAUAUCAACCUGAGCACUGCCUCCAGCUGCAGUGAUGCACUUUUAUCUCCUCGUACUCCGAAAUCCAUUUCGAAAUCUCGUCGAUCAUCGGUUGUGCAGGAACUACUGAGCGAUUCCCGAGCAUCGUCUCGAAGGAACAGUCUUGCCAACUCGCAGUCCAACACUUCCCAGCCACCCCUGACUCCUGUUUUACUCUCGGAUAGCACCACAAGCUUCUUUCAGGACUUGGCCUUGCAAGACGAUAACGAUUCUCACUCUUCGGAUCCUCGUCACCUCAGUGUCGAUGACGACAGUAUCCAUUCUUCAGGUCGUCCACGAUCGUCAUCGGUGACCAGCAUCAUAACCGCCACUGGAGCCACAUCAGCUCCUCUUCCCAGCUUUGACGUUCAUACCUUGUACAAGAUCAAAACCACCCGAUCAUCCCGUAAACUGGAUCACUUUUUCGGAGAAACAGCGCCUCACGAUAUCUGUAUCAAGGAAAUUCGCAAAGAAGGCAUUAAGGCCAUGUUACAGUCCAAAAUCCCCUUGUGUUACUUCUUAUUCCAUUUACUGGAAGAAUACAGCAGUGAAAAUCUCUUCUUCUUUAUCGAAAUUGAACAAUACGAAAGCUUUGCUUACACUUCCAUUGUUCAGCAACUGGCGACAGCUCAGCAUAUCUACAACACCUAUCUCACCAGCAAAAGUUUUUUUGAAGUGAAUUUGGACGAUAAAGUACGACGUGAUGUGACGGGAGCUCUUCAGAGGAAAGAUUUGGAUGGCUGUUUCAACAGUGCCAAGCGUGCCGUUUAUACAUUACUUGAAUCCAGCUAUAUGCGAUUCCUAUCGACCGAUAGCUUUCAACAGAUGGUCAAGCAUUGUGGUAUGUCAAACAUGGAACUCUAGACAAUGCGUUCGCCUACUGAUAUUCUUCAUAUCUUUUUUUUUUUUGUUAAAAAAAAAAGGAGAACAUACC
Messenger RNA from Radiomyces spectabilis, 1192 nucleotides. Its product is annotated as RGS domain-containing protein. NCBI's taxonomy places the organism in Eukaryota, Fungi, Mucoromycota, Mucoromycetes, Mucorales, Radiomycetaceae. The coding region runs from base 187 to 1122 and encodes 311 amino acids. The record is from RefSeq and is a predicted model, not a curated record. The transcript has 2 exons.